Molecule: messenger RNA, 1258 nt
Organism: Andrographis paniculata
Lineage: Eukaryota; Viridiplantae; Streptophyta; Magnoliopsida; Lamiales; Acanthaceae
Product: NAC domain-containing protein 54-like
Exons: 3
Coding region: 197-916 (239 amino acids)
Biological process (GO): regulation of DNA-templated transcription
Molecular function (GO): DNA binding
Source: RefSeq, a predicted model, not a curated record
AUCAUAUCAUUAGCUAGCUAGCUAGCUAGUGCAUGUUCUUGGAGUUUGCAAGGAUCGGGGAUCAUAUACAGAUUGAUAGAUACGUGCGUGCAGAAUUAGCUUCAUUAGCAGAACAAAUUAUUAAAACGGCUGCUGCAGGGAGGCUAUGUAUAUAUAUAUAUAAUUAGCUAAGUAAUUAGUGCAUCAAGAAUCAAAGAUGGCCCCAGUGGGAUUGCCGCCAGGCUUCAGGUUCCAUCCCACUGAUGAGGAGCUGGUGAAUUACUAUCUCAAGAGGAAAAUCCACGGCCAAGAAAUCGAACUCGACAUCAUUCCCGAAGUUGAUCUUUACAAGUGUGAGCCAUGGGAGCUAGCAGAGAAAUCCUUCUUGCCCAGCAGGGAUCCCGAGUGGUACUUCUUCGGGCCAAGGGACAGGAAGUACCCGAACGGUUUCCGGACAAACCGGGCGACCAGGGCCGGGUACUGGAAGUCAACGGGGAAGGACAGGAGGGUGAACAGCCAGAACAGGGCCAUCGGGAUGAAGAAGACCCUCGUCUACUACCGGGGGAGGGCCCCCCAGGGGAUACGCACCGACUGGGUCAUGCACGAGUACCGCCUCGACGACAAGGAUUGGGAGGACACUUCCGGCAUCCAGGUAGAUUCCUACGCAUUGUGCCGUGUUUUCAAGAAAAAUGGGCUGUGCUCUGAGGUGGAGGAUCAGGGGCAAUCCAGCACCAUGUCCUUCCUAGACUACACACAGGGACAGGGUGGUGCUCCCACCGAGCAUGAAACAAUGUCACCAGACUUCCUCUUGGCUUCUACUUCCACUGUGUAUAUGGAGGAAGAAGAUAAAGAAGACAAGGAUGAAUCAUGGAUGCAGUUCAUAACAGAUGAUGUCUGGUGUUCCUCGGAGGCACCCCAAAUGACAUUCACAAACUAAAAAGGAAAUAAGUAACUGCAUGCUUUUCUGAAGUCUGAUUAAUUAACAGCAUCAAGUAUACACACAUAUGUAUACAUAUACAUGGGAUCUUUCAUUUUACAAUUCUUAAUUAUAGUAAAGCCAGAAAAUCAUUGGAGCUUACAUGCAUGCUUCAGUUUGAUCAUCUCUAAUUGUACUUAGAAUUCAUUUCCCCUCAUUGUUUUGGCUGGUGUAGCCAGGCUAUGUUAUGUUAUGGCUCUAGGCAGGUUUAAUUUGGUUUGCAGCCUCGGUAGCUUUUCCGGGGCUUCUCCUUCUUUAUUGGGUGUUUGACAAGUCAUGGAAUAAUAGAGCUUAUUCCCUCUA